CAACGUGAUUGGUCAAUACUCCCCGGACUACAGGCGGAAACCGGAACCUUCCUCUCCUGCAGACCCUGCAUCCAUGUGCAGAUGGUAGAAAACAGACGGAGGAGAAGAAAGAAGAUGAGAUGAGUUUGAAGUGUUUGCUGGCUAACCGAGAAGCCAACAUUUUGACAAAUGGAGGAUCGUACGUGUUAUUUAGCAGAAGAAAAAGCGACGGAGCGAAAAGAGGAAGAAGUGAAACUAAAUGUGGACAGACGACGGCAGAAAACAAUGAUCAACAUCGGUGCGGCCUUCCCCAAAUGGAAAUCUCUGAUGAGGGACAAAUGUUUUCAGAGUGACGCCGAAGUUGCCUGUUUUCUGCUGCACAGCUAUGAGAGAGGUUCUGCAGCAACGACUCCCAUGAAGGAAACACCUGUUCAACUCACAGCUGCAGCAGUGUCUAGCAUCGGUGCUUCUGGAAGGAUGAACAGAAUGGGUGGAGCAUUAAAGAAAGCACCAUCGAUCGAUCGACUUCCAGUUAUUGGAACGGGCGAGGCAGCGCAUGACCAGCCUGCACGUGAAGACCCUCCUGAUGAGGCUUCUCCCUGUGAUCAGGACCCUGUUUUCCCAUCCCCACAGCAGGUCCUUUGUGAAGAUGACAUCGUUGGUGCCAGAGCUUCAAUAGUAUACGAGGACUGCUUGAGACAGCUGGCUACAUUUCUGAUCCUGCCUGUGAAAAAAUGUACAGGCCUUUUAAAGACUGGUGUGUGUGACUGUGUUGCCCCCUUUGAGAUCAACAUCACUUCCAAGGGCACAGCAACGAGUGUCGAAUGGAUCUGUCCCAAUGGACACAGCUUGUGGAGGUGGAAUUCCCAGCCUGUAAUGAAGUGUGGGACGCAAGCUGGAGAUUUACUCUUGUCCACCAACAUUUUGUUGUCUGGCAACGACUAUGCGAAGGUCGCCCUCUUGUUCAAGUUCAUGAACAUGGGGAUGGUGAAGAAGAACACCUUCGUGUCCAUUCAGGACGCUUACUGUGUGGACACAGUGAAGAGCUUCUGGGAAGAGAGGAGGACUGAGGCCCUCAGUGGCCUUCAGGGGAAAGAUGUUGUGGUCCUAGCGGACGGCAGAAAUGACUCUCCAGGCCAUCGUGCACAUUCAUGCUGCUACGCCAACAUGGAGAAUGACACUAAGGAGAUCAUUCAUGUUGCCACCAUCAACAAGCAGCAGACAUCCUGCAACUCUGUCGUCAUGGAGAAGGAGGGUUUUAUCGAGACUUUAGACAAGCUUACAUCAGAGAUAAAUCAAGAGGAGAUCUGCACAGGUGCUAAUGCCCAGAUCACAGCCCUUAUGAACCCAGAUGAAGGCAGAUACAAGGAUCUUGGAAUCCAUCACAGUCAGGACAUGUGGCAUGGUGCCAAGAACCUGGUCAAAAAAAUAGCUGCUGAACUGUGGCUUGGCAUCACUCACCAUGUCUGUGACAUUUACACCUGGACUAAUAGAAGGUGUCAACAUGGGUACCUGAAAGAAAGAAAGGCGUGGAUCCAGAGAGCCUUCAGGUGCCACAAAGCUUUAGUGGACAUUGUUCUCAAUGAGCGUUGGCUGAAGGAUGUGCAUAAAUACCUGCGCUUCAGUUUCAGAAGGCUGCACAAGAAAAACAGCAGAAGACACAGGUUAUAUGCCCUGAAAUCUGAAAAAAACAAUGCAUACAUCUCUGAACUGCAAGCAAGGAUUGUAAAGAGGAGAAUCACAAGUGGAGUGGGGAUGCCUAGAAGGCAGAAGACAGUGUUCCCUACAGAUGUCCAGCAGCUGUUGGUGAUUAAAGAAGAGGUUCCCUCUGAGUGUAGCCCCAGUCUGGACCAGGAGGACCCAGAGCUCCUACACAUAAAAGAAGAACAGGAGGAACUCUGGACCAGUCAGGAGGGAGAGCAGCUUAAUGGGCUGGAGGAGGCUGAUAUCACCAGGUUCCCAUUCACUGCUGUUACUGUGAAGAGUGAAGAUGAGGAAGAGAAACCUCAGUCUCCACAGCUUCAUCAAAGCCAAACUGAGGACAACAGAGAGGCAGAGCCUUCAGCCAGCAGCUCAGCUACGCAGAUAAAAACAGAAACUGAUGGAGGAUCAGAACCUGCUGGGAACCUUGAUCAUAGUCAUUUACAACCAGAUACUGAUGAAAAAAGCUUCAGACACUGAAGUCAGUGAAAAUGACUGGCAAGAACCUUUGUCAGAUUCUGAAGCUGAAACUGAAGACAGUGACAAUGGUUGGAAGGAGACCAGAGCACCUGAGUCAGGUGUAAAUGCUCUGAAAUAUAAGGAAGCUCCUGUAAGUGAUGCAGGAUGUAAUGCUGGGAAAGAAUCAUUUAGUUGCUUUGAAUGUGGUAAACAAUAUCAACACAAGGGGUCUCUUCAGAGACACAUGGUGUGUCAUUCAGGAAAAAGAUCCUCCAACCGUCUGGUUAAUAAAAAAUGUUUUAGAGUAAAGAAAAAUGUAGAUUCAGAGGUGAGAGUCCACACAGGAGAGAAACCAUUUGGCUGUGAUGUUUGUGGUAAGAAAUUUACACAACGGGGAAAUCUUAAGACACACAUGAGCGUGCACACAGGAGAGAAACCAUUUGGCUGUGAUGUUUGUGGUAAAAGAUUUUACCGGCAAACAAAUCUUAAAGAACACAUGAGAGUUCAUACAGGAGAGAAAUCAUUUGCCUGUGAUGUUUGUGGUAAAAGAUUUAACCAG
Micropterus salmoides (largemouth bass) is the source of this 2698-nucleotide messenger RNA. RefSeq lists its product as uncharacterized. Lineage: Eukaryota; Metazoa; Chordata; Actinopteri; Centrarchiformes; Centrarchidae. The transcript is spliced from 9 exons. Bases 169 to 2160 code for a protein of 663 amino acids. The record is from RefSeq and is a predicted model, not a curated record.